Molecule: messenger RNA, 1582 nt
Organism: Ectocarpus sp. CCAP 1310/34
Lineage: Eukaryota; Phaeophyceae; Ectocarpales; Ectocarpaceae
Source: the annotation of a GenBank genome assembly
GGCGAUCGCGCACGGCAGCUGCAACCAUGAUGGGCGAAAGCGUGGCCGAGUGGCCUCUCUGCAUGCGGAUCGUGCUGUCUCCGCUCCUCCUCCUGUGGUUCGGCACCAGAGUCUACGUCUUGCCUUGCAUAGGGGUGGCGAUGCAAAGGAUGCUCAGGUGCUGCUGCCGCGGCUUCUUGCGGCAUGUGUGCUGCGGGUGUGGACUUACCUUCACGGAUACGGUGAGGCUUCUUUCCCCCGCUCGCAAAGGCGCAAACGACCCUAAGCACCACGCGCACAUCGCCACCAAGAUCGAGCCGAAAGGAGAGCGAUGCUUCUACCUCAACCCCUGCGAAUCGCACGCGCGCGACUGCUACAAGUUGAUGUACCCCUCCGGAACUGCGGGGUACACCGCGGGCGAUGCUGGGGCUUCCACGGGGGGCUCGCCACCUCGUGCCGACGUACAACGAGGGCGCCAUCUCUGCGGCUUGUGCGGCAGCAUGGCCACCCGCGGCGGCAGCAGCGGGAACGAAGGUGGGACGACCGGCGUUGACGGCGCGAGCGGCGACGGCACGGGUGGCCCCGGCCCGACCGGCGGCGGUGGGAGCAGCGUCACCGGGAGCAGCUAUGGUAUCGUCGGCUUCGGCCCGGGAGGCGGCGGCGGCGGCGUUCACAUCAGUCGGGGUUCCCUCCGCACCUGCUUAAAAAUGUGCAUACCGCACCGAUUUUUGGGAAGUUUACACGAUAUGUGCCCCAAUAAUUUUCGCAAGCAGAGCUUCCCUGCCACGGACAAGUCGAUCGGGAAGGAGCUGACCCACAAGUUUAAGGCGGCUGGCGGCGGGGUGCAGUGGAAGCGUGCUGACCUGAUAAAGGCCCACGAUGAUGACGAGCCGUUUCACCUCUUCAACAAGGCAUGUUCUCCGGGAGGGGGCGUGAUCGGGAGGACAGGCAGGCAGGGCGUGGUGUUACAGCGUUCGCCAGGCUCGCACAACCUCUCACCGCUGCCUGGGGGCGUUAAGGCCGAAGACGUCAAGCAGGGGGCACUGGGCGACUGCUGGCUAGUUGCUGCGAUGGCGACCCUGGCCGGCACCAUGCCUGGUGCCAUCAAGAAGCUCUUUGUCAACAGCGAACGCUCCUACAGGCAAGAAAGAAUUAGGAUUUUUUGUGUGUUUGCAGGGAGGGAGAGUGACGACGCGUGCCUAUUAAGCUAUGAGGCUUGUGGUUAUUCGCCUCUAUGCCUAUGAGGCCUUGUGGCAUGGAGGUGACACUGCUGUUGUGACUCCGCUAACGGAUGCAUAACAGCGAGGUCGUCACUACCGGUGAAGGUUGUGAUGCUGCCUGUAAUGGUGGUUGAGAGCUAUCGCCACGACGCGGCAUGCCAAACGGUCUUUGUGUUGUGUAGCCGCCAGAGGUGGUACUAUCCGACGUCACUAGGCUAGACGACUCGAAGCUUUGGGCUCAAGCGUGUUGGAGAAAAGGUUUCAGUCAUGUUGUUGUCACGACCACCCUCCCGUAUUGAACCUUGCUUUUCUUUGUAGGGUCCAGAUGGACGCCUCCUAGCGCUUGACUUCGUGUUGCAUAUGGGCUCUCCGGUUGCCAUGUG